Messenger RNA from Gigantopelta aegis, 4913 nucleotides. Its product is annotated as laminin subunit alpha-like. The transcript has 7 exons. NCBI's taxonomy places the organism in Eukaryota, Metazoa, Mollusca, Gastropoda, Neomphalida, Peltospiridae. The record is from RefSeq and is a predicted model, not a curated record. Bases 1 to 1203 code for a protein of 400 amino acids.
AUGCUUGCCACAGAGAUGUGUAACUGGACUCAUGUGGUCAGUAAACGUCUGCAGUUUGAUUUGAAUCAGCAUCAGUGUAACAGAGCACAGCGACUGACAGUACCGAGACGACCUGUCCCCAAGGGUUAUUACUUUGAUCCACACGUGGGAAGUCGAGGAAAGUGCGAGCCAUGCUCAGUAUUAUGUCACAGACACACAAUAACCGGAAAUACAAAACAAUGCAAAACCAAAUGUGCAGGUUUUCUGGAGCAGGGUGUUGGCAAGACUUCAAAGACGAGAACUGACUGCCCCAAGGGUUUCUACUUUGAUCCCCAUGUUGGAGUGAAAGGGAAGUGUGAACCAUGUUCUGUUUUGUGUUAUGCACACAAGGUUACCAGAGAUACAGAAGAUUGCAAAUCCAAGUGCCCAGGUUUUCUGGAGCAGGCUCUUGGCAAGACGAGAACUGACUGCUCCAAGGGUUUCUACUUUGAUCCCCAUGUUGGCGUGAAAGGGAAGUGUGAACCGUGUUCUGUUUUGUGUUAUGCACACAAGGUUACCAGAAAAACAGAAGAUUGCAAAUCCAAGUGCCCAGGUUUUCUGGAGCAGGCUCUUGGCAAGACGAGAACUGACUGCUCCAAGGGUUUCUACUUUGAUCCCCAUGUUGGCGUGAAAGGGAAGUGUGAACCGUGUUCUGUUUUGUGUUAUGCACACAAGGUUACCAGAAAUACAGAAGACUGCAAAUCCAAGUGCCCAGAUGAAUUUGCUUCUAAGGAGACUGGAGCCAAUCAGACUGGUGAUCCUGUAAAUGCUACAGAACAAGUCGGCGCCUUGGAUAGCAAUGGAGAGGUUUCAAAGAAGGGGAAGGAAUCAAGACAAUUAGACAAAGCAGUUGUAUCAAGUGGAGACAAAACAGAAGGGAAUAAUAAUGAUUUGAGCAUAAUUAUAGGAUGUCUGGUGGGUGUAAUCUGUGUCGUCAGUAUUGCAAGCGGAGUAGGUUUUGUUAUCGUACUCAAGAAGGUACAGAAUAGAAGGACAGAGCCUGUCAAAGACGAAGAAAAGAAUGCACAAACUGGAAAACUUCUUGACGGUCCACCUGUGCAAGAGAGCAUGACCAAAUGUGAAACAACUGUACUCGUUCAGUCGGAUGACACCCAAGUGAAAAUGGCCCAUGGUGAAGUGCGUGAAUCCUUCAGAUGUUCCCAUCUUCAUCCAUCACAAAGUUAGAACAAGACCAGGCAUCAAAACAAGCAUCAUGCCUGGUAGCCCACAUACAGGUCACCAUACAUUGUGAGCCUGGUAGCCCACAUACAGGUCACCAUACAUUACGAGCCUGGUAGCCCACAUACAGGUCACCAUACAUUACGAGCCUGGUAGCCCACAUACAGGUCACCAUACAUUACGAGCCUGGUAGCCCACAUACAGGUCACCAUAUGACUGCAAACUUCACUCGAUGAGUUAUAAAUCAUAUUUGACAAAAAACAUGACAUGCUAGCGGAUGUUUUUCUGCUCGGUCUGGCUGAACUUGGCCAACGUGUUUGUGUCCGAUGUCCUGAACAUUACAGUCCAUACACAAUCAUGCAUGCUAAUACUUUGUUAUUUAUUCAUAUCACUGUUCUUGUUUAACUAAUGUUUGUGUGUGUGUGAUUUAUAUUUUAACACAGCAGACAACUGAUAUCAAACUUUAGAUUGUGGUGCUUUUGUUUUUAAAAACAUGUGGAGAAUGAAUCACUGAACUGGACUUUUUUCACAUUGUAUCCUCCUAGUAACCUAAAUGACAGUUCUUGACUUAUUUCAUUGCCUGAAAAUGUUCAUGUAUUCAGAGUAACCAGCUCAAUUGGUCAAAAACACCAAGAAGACACUUUUCUGUUCUCUCCAAUCUUCUUACAUUGACCAGUUUUCUUUACAGAAUGAAAUUUGAAGCACAUUAAUGACAUGUCCAUUAUCAAAAAUACAAAAAUUUAUUUAUUUUUAUAAAAAAAACCCUGUGAUAUAAAUAAUUUAAAUAUUUUAUCCAUUUUGGGGCAUAUUUACAGAGUCCUUUCAUGUGAAAAUAAUAAAAUAAAAUUAUUUAUAAGACACUAAAUACAUGUAUAUAGGAAACUAAAAAAAAUUAAGAUUUUGUUUUAAAAUAUAUUUUCUAUAUUUUUGUACUGUUUUAUUCCCCUCUCAAUUUUAGUAUUCUGUUGGUGACUGAACUAUCACAGUAUGUACUUAGGGUAAUAAUAUACUGAUGGAAAUAAAUAAACGAUCACACAGAUAGGAACAAGAAAUAAUGACUGCAUCAAAAAUCAAUUCAUAUUGUCAGAAGUUGACUGGGAACAUAUACAUGGAGGCAGCACAUUCAACACCACAGACAUUCAAUCUGACAUGUUCUCUUAUUUCUUUCCAUUAGUAUAUAUUUUUAUGAGAGCUGUGUGUGAAUAUUUAAUCGUUCUGAGAAGUGAAUGAAUUAUUUAUAUGUUGUUCAUAUGUUUGUAUUUUUUGUACUGUGAUCACUGAAUAAUUGUAAUUUUUCAAGUUUUUCCAACUCUGGUCCAUAGGCCAGUGUCCCUAACCCCCACUUGAGGGACCAGUUUUUAAAUUUAUUUUUUGUUCUACUCAUUGUAUAUAAAGAUAAAAACAUGCAGAUUUCAUGGAAGCAAUAUUUUUUCCAGAUAGUGUGUCAGUAAAAUCAUGAAACCAAAAGUCUUGUUUCCCAUUAUCAUGUAACAUAUUUUCAUUUUUUGUGUUUUAUUCCCCUGAGGAAGUUUAAAGUUUUUAAAUGAAACGUUGGGAUUUUAAGAUAGUUUUUAAGACAAUUUUAAUAUAUAUUUUGUACCAUGUAACAUAUUAUAAUCCAUCAAUACCAUGAAUACCAAAGAAUUUUUUUGAGAAAAAAAGUGUUUCCCCUGAAAUUUGAAAUCACGAGGCCUGAUUAUUAAUCCCUGUGAUUUAAAGAAAAUUAAAAACAUGAACAUUUACAGUAGCCAGUGGCAUUCCUAGUGUGUGGCAUGUAUGACAUAUGCCCUGGGCGCCACUUGAAGGGGGCGCCACUGAGCAGUUUCUGUUAAAAGUAAAGUUUCAAUUAAAGUCAUCUAAAAGACUGGUGUCAGAUGUUUGGACAGUGGCGCAAUUUCAGUGCUUGCCAUAGGUGCUAUUUUUUGUAGAUACACCACUGACAGCAGCCUACUACUACUUGUAUUUAUAGGAUCAUGUAUUAAAGUAACAGACCCUUGUUUUAAAAAAAAAAAAUGUCAGCUUUUUCACUAUUGGAGCCAUUUUAGAUAAUUGAAGUUAGACAUUAUUUACAUUUUAUUGUUCAGAUUAUCCAUUUCCAUAUAUUCCAGUGUUUCUGGUGUUUCAAAUACACGAAAUGCAUUUUUUAUAUUGUAAAUGCACACACCUCUGAGAAGUAUCUGUUAUGGAGAGGAGCUCAAGACUAAUUUUUAAAGGUAUUUCUCCAUUUCAGUGCAAUAGACUCUUCUUUUACUCUGUUGUAGCUUUAUACAAAUGCGUUACAGGUUUGUAGAUUAACCAAACUCAGUUUCCAUUUUCUCAGGUUGAAACUAGGAUCUUUGACUUUAAACAUGGCAAAUGUAGUUAAUAGCUGAAUAUCAGCACCAGUUGUUUCUGUCCUGUAUAUAAAUAUGUUAUUGGUGAGUUUCAAAGUAUCAGUGUUGUAAAUAUGAUAUCAAAAUGUUAUGUAUAUAAUAUUAUAUGAUGUUAUAAAUAUUUCACCAGCAGCUGUUUUUAGGAGUGGAAGACAUCCUUCCUGUAUAGGGCCUUCUUAAAACCACAGUGCCAGCUAUACUGAAAAUGUAUACUGAAAAAUAGAAAAUUACCACCAACAGUUACAUUGUAACUUGUUGCAUAACUCGACCAAGUAUUACUAGAAAAAAAAGAAGAUUAUUAUACAAGUUUGUGUGUCGUACUGAUUUUACAAAACGAGUGUCAGGAUUAUUGUAUUACCCAAGCGAAAACGAGGGUAAUACAUGAAUCCUGACACGAGUUUCGUAAAAAAUCAGUAUGAUUCACAUGCAAGUGUAAUAAUUUCUUUAUUAUCCACAUUAUCCAAAAUAUUUUUAUAAAUAACAAGCUAAGACCAUGUCAAAACAUUUUAAACGUAAGUAAAAAGACAACAAAAGGACGUCAUUUUGUUAAGCGUUUACACGUAUCUAAGACGGUGGAAGCUGCAUUAAGUUAUGACGUUGCUUCACAAAAUUUGUCAUUCGUUGUGCACGUGAAAUCAUGACACGUGGGUCAUACUGGUUAUAUUUCCCUGAAUAUCUUGAACUAGGUGGAUAAUAAAUUUUAGUAAUAUAUUCAACCAAUUACAUAGUCCUUAAUCUCAUUUGCGAAAACAUCGCAUUAUAGCCACAUGCAGAGCCAUAAAUCUGAAGAAGAAACUAAAAUGUAUAAAAGUGUUUGAUGGUAAAAUCCAGUUUGGAUUACUAAAAACAUUAGGACAAGAAACACAUCAUAUAUACAGACACUUAACGAGAAAUAUAUUUAAUAAUAUGUAAUUUUAGUCAAUAAAAGAUUAACGACAGGUAGUAUCUUUAAAAUUAAAAAAAUGGUUUAGUAAAAUGAGAAAUUGCUGACAGAAGCGUCUGAAACCAUUUGCAGUUAUUGAUGAGCUAAUAAAUAACCACCUGUCUGCGUGUGCGCGUGCAUGUGUGUGAUGAAAUUAAUUUUAUAUUGUAUUAUUCAACAAGACAUACAAUUCAUGGACUACUUUUUAUACAUUUCAUUAUCUAUAGGAUACAUAUGCUCAUAUAUUUAUUUCAGUUUAUGCAGCAGCAUUUAAAACUUGCCAUAGCGGCGGGAUCAAGCUCAGUAGAGUGCUCGCUUGAGGUGGUUGUGUCAUAGGAUCAAACCACCUCAGUGGACCCAUUCUCUGAAUGUGUUUUUUCCCCCAUCCCAACCAGUGCACCAUGACUGGUAUAUAAAAGGCU